This is a messenger RNA of Chenopodium quinoa (quinoa), 719 nucleotides long. RefSeq names its product cysteine-rich repeat secretory protein 9-like. The record is from RefSeq and is a predicted model, not a curated record. The transcript has a single exon. The coding region runs from base 29 to 682 and encodes 217 amino acids. NCBI's taxonomy places the organism in Eukaryota, Viridiplantae, Streptophyta, Magnoliopsida, Caryophyllales, Amaranthaceae.
CUUCUUUCGACCAUCAAAUUUUACAAACAUGUCUAUCUCUAUAUACUCAAACAUUAAAAUCACUCUUUUCUUCAUCGUUUCGAUAUUUCUAAUUCGUAUCAACUCGCAACCUACUCAUGAUAUUUUCGGAUCAUGUCAUGGUGGUGGAAAGGAUGAUGAAUACAAAUCUCAAACCGAUAUCAAUAAAGCCAUAACUCAACUCAUAUCCAAUGCAUCAAACACAUACUUCAGCAAUAUAUCAACCGGCUCCGGCUCAGAUCAGUUCAACGCCUUAUACUAUUGUCGAUACGAUUUCUCACUUCAAACUUGUAAAAGUCGUGUUGAAAGUGCCUUUGAAAUAGCUCGUUCAUGCCUUCUAAAUAAAGAAAGCGACAGAUAUUUCGAAGAGUGUAUGAUAUAUUACUCUAACAAUACAAUCUCUACUGAAAGGGAAGGUAUGUCAAGGAUGGCCACGAGUGGUGGUCGAAAUUUAACUGUGGAAGAGCAAUCCAAUUUUAGGCAGAUUUUGGACAAAACCAUAAGCAAUCUCACCAAUAAUGUAAAUUUGGAGUUUAAUAAUUCCUCCCGUAUCUUUGCUACCACAUCAGAAAAAUACUCGUCGACUGAAACCUUGUACGCAAUUGGGCAAUGUAAUCCGUAUAUUCCCUCCACAAAUUGCGAGAUAUUUUCGAUUGGUUCAUGAUCCCUGGUAUUAAGGACGUAACUUAUGCACAAAUACU